UUCUUAUCCAUAAAACAAGUGUGUGAGCGAGCGAGCAUAAGGCACACAUAUAUUUUUUUUCUUUAUUUUUGUGGUAAAAUAAGUGAAGUCCUAAAGGAAAAUCCCUUGCAAAUCUCCAUUCGCUGCAGCGAUCAAGAGCAAGAAAUUAAAUAAACCCCGAAAUUACACAGAAAAGUUCAAUUCUUGUCUGCAUGCUAAAGUCCUGCUGUAUCAAUUGCAAUAAACUUUUUUUCUGUCAACCAAACCUGUGCAACCUCCAACUCAACUUUGUGCUCUCACUGCCUCUUGUUCUUAGUCAUCAACGUCUCAAAAAAUAAAAAAAGUUUUCUAAUAGUUCUUCAGUCUCGCUCGGAAGAAAAAAGACUUGUCGAAGUGUUUUAGCAGUAUUUAAGUUGUGUAUAUUUUUUAAUUUUAUUUUUAAAUCAUUAAAAUUUUGUAAAUAUCGAGGCUCCUUAUUUGUCAAGCCAAAAAAGUCGAGUUAAUUUCCCACAUCUCUGCCUCUGACGUGAGAAGAUGGCGAUGGAAAUUGGCACCCAGAUGAAUGGUCAUACCGCAAUUGGUGCAAAGAAAAAGGAUGCUGCCGAAAAGGAGAACUUAUGGUCAGCGAUUUUGAGUGAGGUUCAAAAACAGGGCAGCACAAAGCUUCCAUCGAACAAAUCGGUUUUAGUAUUAGGAGAUAAUUCCACGGGUAAGACAACACUGAUCGCUAAACUGCAAGGCGUUGAAGAUCCAAAAAAAGGAUCUGGUCUCGAAUAUGCUUACAUUGAUGUAAAGGACGAAUACAGAGAUGAUAUGACACGAUUAGGUGUGUGGGUUCUUGAUGGUGAUCCAGGUCAUGUAAAUCUGUUGAAGUAUGCCUUAAACGAAAAUAAUUAUGCACACACCUUAGUAAUACUCACAGUGUCGAUGACAUCCCCAUGGUCAUGGCUGGAGCAACUUAAUCAUUGGAUAAAAGUGCUUGCAGAACAUAUUGAAAGCCUUAAAUUGGAUCCUGAAGAGAGUAGAGAUGCCCGCCAACGUCUAAUAACUUCAUGGCAAAGUUAUUGUGAAGUUGGAGAUGAUUUAGAUCCUGGUUCUCCUAUAAAACGCUCAGUUCGUAAUAAUUCUAUCGAUGAUGAUGAUUUACUGCCUCUAACAGAGGGGGCACUUACAACAAAUCUUGGACUAGAUAUGGUUGUAGUUGUCACAAAAACUGAUUAUAUGACGACAUUAGAAAAAGAAUACGAAUAUAGAGAUGAGCAUUUUGAUUUUAUACAACAGUGGAUACGUAGAUUUUGUCUACAGCAUGGAACAUCUCUAUUUUAUACCAGCGUUAAGGAGGACAAGAACUGUGAUCUGCUCUAUAAAUACUUAACUCAUAGAAUUUACGACUUACCAUUCCGAACACCUGCGCUUGUUGUUGAAAAAGAUGCUGUUUUAAUUCCUGCUGGAUGGGAUAAUUUAAAGAAAAUAAGUAUUUUGUACGAGAACAUGCAUUCAUGCAAAGCUGAGGAUUACUACACGGAUAUUAUCAUUGCUCCUCCAUUACGAAAGACGGUUUCUAAUCGAGAAGCUGAAGUUCAAACAGAAGAUGAACAAACUUUCCUGCAGAGGCAACAGCAAAUUCUUCAACAAAGCCAAGGCCAAAUUCGUGGAGAAUCUCCUCUACGUUCUCAGGCUGGCAAUAAAAAUGUUACCCGAACACCAGGCUCUACAAGUCAAAGUUCACCUAUUAAGAUUGAUCCGAAACUCAAUCCAUCAACACCUGGAGGUGAGGGUGUACUUGCUAAUUUCUUUAAUUCUCUACUGCACAAAAAAUCAGGCUCGCCUGCAACUCCAACGGGUACACUAAGUUCACCUCGCACAGCUAAUGGCACAGAUGUCUCAAUGACACCCGAAAAGUUUUCAGUAUGCACUAAUGCUGCUGCCGAGCUCGAUAGACUGGCAAGAAGUGUGAAAAAAGAUAUCGACUUUACACAAUCAGAUUGUUAAAAUGUUAACCGUUAAUGUUAUCAAUGGACGGUUAAAUAUAGCAAUAUUCACAAAUCCAACUUAAAGAUGUAAUCCCAAUUGUUUCAAUAAGAGGCAGUUCUCAGCGCCUGCGCAGAUAUAUAGUUUCAGCUUACAAAAUAAUUAACUUAUUAAUUUUUAUUAUAAUAAAUAACAAAGAAAAAAGAUGUUAUAAUAAUAAUCAAACUAUAAUAACUUUCUAUUGUAUAUUUAUGCCUAAUGAAACGAGAUUAAAUUUCAGUAAGAUACAAUCA
Messenger RNA from Eupeodes corollae, 2243 nucleotides. It is a transcript of the gene Dlic, whose product is annotated as cytoplasmic dynein 1 light intermediate chain 1. NCBI's taxonomy places the organism in Eukaryota, Metazoa, Arthropoda, Insecta, Diptera, Syrphidae. The transcript has 7 exons. The coding region runs from base 514 to 1971 and encodes 485 amino acids. Gene Ontology annotation, cellular component: centrosome; cytoplasmic dynein complex. Gene Ontology annotation, molecular function: dynein heavy chain binding. Gene Ontology annotation, biological process: microtubule-based movement; microtubule cytoskeleton organization. The record is from RefSeq and is a predicted model, not a curated record.